AUGACUUCACUUGAACUGAAUCUUCCCCCUUCCUACGAGACGCUUGAUCUUACGCACAUCAAGGUUUCUCAUCAUCCGGUCGGAGCCCCAAGUGCGACCCCCGUGGUAGUCGUCACGUUGAAUCGCCCCGAGAAACACAAUGCGUUCACGCCGCAGAUGGCCGAUAGUCUCACGAAAGCUUAUCAUAUGUUUCAUAUUGACUCCCGGGUCAAGGUAGUUGUUCUAACUGGUGCAGGCAAGAUGUUUUGCGCGGGAAUGGAUUUGAAUAUUGGUUUUGGCGAUGGUGAAGGGAGCACCAGGGACUUCCGUGACAUCGGGGGUCGAGUCACUCUGGCAAUGCAUCGAUGCCAUAAACCCACCAUUGUUGCCCUGCAGGGCUCUGCUGUGGGCGUUGGCAUGACAAUGACUCUUCCGGCGGUCAUUCGCAUCUGCCACGAGAAGGGCAAAUACGGGUGCUGUGUUCCCGCCGUCAGCCCGAUAUUUUGGAGAUAUUUUCACAGAGAUGCUUCCGGACGCAAGCAGGGUCCUGUCACGAGCUUUGGAGUUGGCUCAAGACAUGGCAGAGAAUACCAGCCCCUAGCGUCAUCGAUGAGUCGUGCGUUGAUGUGGGAAUGUCCAGGAUCUCCAGAGGAGACACACUUGCUCGAAUCUCGCGUCUUUCAUCAUAUGAUUCGCCAGCGAGACUAUAAGGAAGGCGUCAGCUCGUUCUUAGAGAAACGAAAGGCGCAGUUUGAGACGGAUCCCUGGGAAAGCAGUGCCCCCGAGUAUCCGUGGUGGUCGGAGGCCAAUAUUAGCCUUGAAUCAAAGGUGUCGAAGCAUUCUAAGCUGUGA
This is a messenger RNA of Penicillium macrosclerotiorum, 831 nucleotides long. Its product is annotated as Enoyl-CoA hydratase AKT3-1. NCBI's taxonomy places the organism in Eukaryota, Fungi, Ascomycota, Eurotiomycetes, Eurotiales, Aspergillaceae. The transcript is spliced from 5 exons. The coding region runs from base 1 to 831 and encodes 276 amino acids. The record is from RefSeq and is a predicted model, not a curated record.